AGUAAACAAAGCAGACAAGCAAGAGGAGGGAAAAGCACCCUGACGGUUUUUUUUUUGAAGUAAAAACAGUCAAAAUUGUCUCCAACACAACUGUCAUGAAUAUAUUGUAAAAAUGUGAAGUAUCUUCGACAGUUGGAAACGUAAAUACAAACGUUUGUAUUUAUAAGAGCAAUGCCUGGAGGUCGUAACAGGUUGUGUGGUAGCCGAAAUGGAAACUUCUAGGCCUAGCAAAUAUGGCAAAUUAGACGUGACUUAAUAUGUGUACUUUUUUUUUUUUACGGCCAAACUAUUACACGCCCCGCUAAUAUAGUGGAGAUAACGUAACCUUAGACUCAACCCUCUUGUUCAGUUGGCUAAAUUGUCUCCCCAUUUGUGUGUGUAAGGCGCCAUCAUCAUGAUGACCACCAAAAGGCUCGACCACUUUGAGGUGUUGUGCGAGUGGUCUUCAUGCAGCUACAGAGGACACAGCAUGGAGGAGCUCAGUGAUCACAUGUCUCUGCAUCUAAGGGACUAUCUGGGAGACAAGGAUGCUCUGGAGGAACUGGAUGAAUAUGCCUGCCUGUGGAAGGGCUGUGAGUUCCUCUCCAUGGGCAGCCCCGCAGAGCUGGAGGUCCACGCUUACUUCCACAACUAUCACGGCAAGCUCAAGUUCGUCGGUUCGCAGCUGCUCAAGUCCCGCCCCGACCUCCCCGGCUGCAACGAAGCGGUGCACAGCAACAACCUUUUACCGGAGGGAUCUGACGGACAUGUUUGCCAGUGGGAGAAGUGCGACAGUACAUUUAACAACCCCGAGUGGUUCUACCGCCAUGUGGACAAUCAUGUUGAAAGUGCCGAACAGCAGCCUCUCUCAUUUCAACAGCAGGCUCUCUUCUGCCACUGGUCAGGCUGCGACGCCUUCUUCAAGAUUCGCUAUCGUCUGAGGGAACAUAUGCGCAGCCACACUCAAAAGCGACUGGUGGCCUGUCCCACCUGUGGUAGCAUGUUCUCUAGCAACACCAAGCUCUUCGAUCACCUCCACAGACAGGCCGAGCCAAUGGAGUCUCUGGUGUGUGAGCACUGUGGCAAAGCCUUUUCCAGUGAGAGACUUUUGAGGGAUCAUGUGCGUCAGCAUGUCAAUCAGGUCAAGUGUCCUUUCUGUGAUAUGACUUGCACCACGUUGGCUGCUCUGAAGAGCCACAUCCGGUUCCGUCACUGUGACGAGCGACCCUUCCCUUGUGACUUCUGUGAUAAAAGAUUUAAGAACCAGCGUGACCUCCAGAAGCACACAGACGUCCACAACGAGGGUUCCGUGUUCCACUGCUCCGUAGAAGGCUGCGAGUAUUCCUGCCAGACAUUCCAAACCAUGAACCGUCACUUCAAGAGGGUGCAUGAGGUUGGGGGGAUGUCCAAAUAUAAAUGUCACAUUUGUGACAAGGUGUUCUCCUGGUGUUACACGCUCACUCUUCAUCUACGAAAGAAGCACGAGCUCAAGUGGCCUUCAGGACAUUCACGUUUCAGAUACAGGAAGGAUGUAGACGGCUUCUUGAAACUAAACAUGGUGCGCGUGGAGACGGUGGAAGUGAGCAAAGAGAUCAUGAAGAACAUGGCCAAGAAACCUCCCAGCCUUCGGAAGAGUCCGAGAACCCGCAGCGAGAGAGCCGCUGCUACGCCCGACAGGGGGCAUGCCUCUCCGCCGUCAUCUUCCUCCGCUUCAUCCUCCGCUUCGCCAUGCUCCUCAGAACAGUCGGCAAGCCCGCACGGCGGUGGCGGCGACUCACCCGUCUACUGCAUCAUGAGCACCAUUCCUCACAUCGAGGACGAAGCUGGCGGGCCCGCACAGGAGGACUGUGAGGCCGGGGGGACAUCUGGAGCCGUGCAGGCGCUGACGGCGGUGGCGAGAGGUCUGGGCAUGGACGUGGUCUGACUCCUAACAGUAGGCUUACAUCUUACAUCUUUUUUUAAUAAAACAAAGCUGCUGCUUUACAGUUAGCAGUGACUCCUUUGUACAAUAUAAUAUAAAACAACAUUUUAAAAUGUUCUUUUUUUAAUAGAUGUCACAUUUUAUCAUCUGGAUUAUAUUUGAUAAUUUAUUGAUUUAGAUAGCUGUCAAACCCAGCACAUUUUGGAAAUUAAAUUAUAUUUACAGAUGUUUUUAUGACAUGUUCAUCAGUUACUGUAGUAACUUGGUAGUGUAGCUUGAUUUUCAUGGGACUUUAAAUUUGGAAUGAUGGUGUCCCAAUUCAAACUCAUUACAAAUCCAGAUGUAUGUACUAUACAUUAAAAAUGUACACAGGAAGAUAUGUGCACAAUUGCAAAAUCAAUAGGCUUGUUUUGACAAGUCACUGCACACAAAAAAUCGUUGCGAUUCGGAUUCACCUGGAUUUUAAAUCGACUCAUAAUUUUACAU
This is a messenger RNA of Nerophis lumbriciformis (worm pipefish), 2386 nucleotides long. RefSeq names its product histone H4 transcription factor. The record is from RefSeq and is a predicted model, not a curated record. Gene Ontology annotation, molecular function: RNA polymerase II cis-regulatory region sequence-specific DNA binding; DNA-binding transcription factor activity, RNA polymerase II-specific. Gene Ontology annotation, biological process: anatomical structure development; regulation of transcription by RNA polymerase II. NCBI's taxonomy places the organism in Eukaryota, Metazoa, Chordata, Actinopteri, Syngnathiformes, Syngnathidae.